Symbiodinium sp. CCMP2592 is the source of this 2697-nucleotide messenger RNA. Lineage: Eukaryota; Dinophyceae; Suessiales; Symbiodiniaceae. The record is from the annotation of a GenBank genome assembly.
AUGAUGGUGCCAAUCCCUCUGGCCACGCCGGCCGAGGAAGUGGAGCGGCUAGAACCGCCCGGUGAGCCCUGGCUCUUCAGCGACGGGCCGCGGCCCGACGACGAGGCCCUCUUAGUCGAAGGGGCCGAGCAGGCCAGCAGGCUCCCGGACGCCAGCCCUACCGAGCUGGCCAACGUAGAAAUACCGGACUAUCGUCGACGUAGAGGCAGGACCUUCCGCAGCAAGCACGCUGCCGCAACAAGCGGCAAGCCCCGCGAAGGGGGGCAGAAGCGCGACCCUGCGGGUUCCUCCGCGAGCGCAGCGGCAGCACAGCAGCCGCCUGCAGCUAAGAGCCGGGUGGAGCCCAAGAAGGCACCACGGCUAGGAGCGCUCACUGAGCGCGAGGUGUGGCAGCACAUCGCUGCCUUAGCCGACCCGCCGCUCACCAACCACCAGGGCGAGCGGGACGUCGAGCAAGCACGCAAGGAGCAGCUGAGAAAGCUGUGGGACCGAGGCGCUUUCACGCCUGUGCUGCGGUCUGAAGUACCGCGCGGGGCGCAGCUGUUCAGGGCAAAGUGGGUCGACAAGUGCGACAAAGGGCGGUACAAGUCAAGGUGUACCUGUGCCGACGCUAAGGCCCGCUACAGCCCAGAACAGGAAGCUGGCUUGGACGUUUUCGUCCCAACGCCAACGCCCGAGAGUCACUCCCUACUUGAGGUAGCAGCGCUACACAACGAGGGGUGGGUCACAAGGUCUCUGGAUAUUGUGGCCGCCUUCCUCAUAGGGAAGGACCGCGGUGCGGCGGAAGGCCGCCCGGUCUACAUGCACGCGCCUGUGGAGUGGCGCGAGCUCUUUGACCAAUGGGUCUUGGAGCAGCCUGCAAAGGACCAGCAGUGGUACCGAGACCACUUCCGGGACUUUGUGUUCCGUGUGGACAGCAACCUUUACGGCCGAAGAACGGCUGGUUCCGUCUACAGGGACGAGCUGGAAGAAGUCCUCACCGGCAAGCUGGCCAAGGACUACGACUUCCAGCGGGGCGUGAAGGACCCGUGCGUGUACCUAGACCGCCGGUCCGGCCUAAUCCUUCUCCACCACAUCGACGACAUCCGUGUCGCAGGCCCCAAGGCCGCAGUGCUGAAGUUCACGGAGGUGGACCUUCCGACGCACUGUGAGAUAACGGUGGGAGAACUGGAGGAGCCGGGCACAGCGGUGGAGGUCCUGGGAAGGACCAAGGUGCGCACAGAGGACUCUAUCCUCACGCUACCCGACAGCAAGCACGCAGAGAAUGUGUGCGAGCAGCUGGGCAUCGGUCCAAAAGACAAGGGGACCGCGCCUGGCAGACCUCUAGACCUGACCAAGGUCGAGGAGCUCUCUGCGGGUUCCGCAGCGCCGCGAGACAUACAGUUCGCCGUGAAAGAGCUGGCGCGAAGGAUGCAGAACCCCAGGGUCUGCGACUGGCUCGCUGCGGAAACCCUCGCGCGAUACCUGCGGGCAACCCCGCGGUUUGGAAGGGUAGUUGCGCUGGACCCCGCGUCCAAGAGCACAGCCCUUCUGAACUUGGAGGUCUACUCCGACUCCGACUGGGCAGGGUGCCCAGAAACGAGAAGGAGCACAGACAACAUAGUCGCCUGUCUCGGGGGAGCAGUCAUCCAGACAAGCUGCCAGACACAGCCCGGCCUCCCAGCCACCUCCAGCGGAGACGCGGAGAUCCGGGGAGUGUCGCGAGCAGCAAGGGAGGCCGUCUUCCUACGAGAGCUUGCGGAGAAAGACUUCGCCCUAGCCUGCGGCUUGCCGCGGCUCUGGGCCGACUCCGCAGCUUCGAUCGGAGCCGCCAAACGCAUAGGACCAGGGUCUAAGUUGAGACACCUGGAAGUUGCAGAAUGCUAUGUACAAGGUGCGCUCAGAGCCAAACUUCUCGAACUGAGAAAAGUUAAGGGAACCGAAAACCCGGCAAACUUCGCUACCAAGCACGCGAAGACUGGACCGGAGGUGCGGCAAUCCCUGCCCUCCAUGGGCAUGGUGGACCUCGAUGCGGUCGCAGGCGCCACCGAGGCUCUGGCCCAAAAGGGCACGAUCAAAUCGAUCCAGGCAAGCCCCUGGAAAAUGAGACCGCCGACCAAGCUUGCAAGCUCGGCGCUCAUGGCCACAAUCGUGGCGCUGCAGGUUCGACCUGCCAAGGCCCAAGGGCACGACUUCGCAGAGCUGGUGCUCGGCUUCGCGGCCCUAGGCUGCCUGGCCUUCCUGUGGAUGCUUUGGGGUUUAGUCUCCUGGCUCUGCAGGUGCAGACGUGACAGGCAGGAGCCGGAGCCCGAGGAUGAGAUCGAGCACCACGCCGAGCGUGCCGAAGAGCCGCCGCGUGCAGCUCAAAGGGCCACUGAGGUCUGGCUAGGGCCAGAAGUGCGGCGCAGGCGUAGGGGACCGGAACCCCUGUCCGGGGACGACGAGCAUGUCUACGAGACAGCCCGCGGUGACAAGAUCCAUCUUUUCACCAACUGCAAUGGGCUGAGCUCCAACACCGAGUACCUCUGGACCGGGUUCGCUUUUCAGGUGGCCACCGGCCGCGUCGUGCGCCGAUACCAUGGCCAACAGCGAGGCUGCCCAUUCAUGGAAGGGGCAACGAUCAGACACAGGGUGUGUCUCCACUGCCGCAACGGGCACCAGAGCACCAAGCCCGGCAGUGUGGUGAACAACUCCCGCCAGUGGGUGCCUCCACCGUAA